CACAACUUAUUAUAAUCCCUUUUCUUCUCUCUCUUUCAUGUGUGUGUGAGAUAGAGAGAGAGAGAGAGAGAGACAUUGAUUCGUUCAUUCAUUCUGUAAGAAAUACACACACACACACCCCUUAUUUUGUUUACUCUUCACUUUCACUUUCCAGUUUUUGCUGCAAUUUCCAGAGUCCGAUCCCUUUUCCGAUUUAUGAAUGGCAGCAGCAGCAGCAGCCACCGACCCAUUACUCCUCCCUACUCCUCCUCAACUCCACGAUUUCAACCUCGAUAUCUCUCCUCACUCCUUCCCAAUCCCCACCAACACCACAUAUUCUCUUCCUCUUAUUUACCAACAACACGAUUAUCUAGAUGAUGACCACCACCACCAAUCCUCCUCCCUCGAUACUCCUCCUUCUCCACCUCAUCCCCCUUCCUCUUCCUCCUGGGCCCGCAAGAAAAUUCAACGCUGCAAAACUGCCCCCGCCAUGGCUGUAAUGAAAGAUUUCCGCUCCCCCCAUCACUCUUCCAACCCCCAUCCCCAUUCCGAUUCCUCUUCUCUCCUCCGACAAGCCGCUCUUUUGCUCCUCCUCUACCUCUCCCUCGGCGUUAUUAUCUACUCUUUCAACCGGGACCAUUUCUCCGGCGCCGAGACUCACCCUGUCGUCGACGCGCUUUAUUUCUGUAUCGUCACCAUGUGCACCAUAGGCUACGGUGACAUCGCCCCCUUGACGCCGCUCACUAAAGUCUUUGCUUGUGUUUUUGUGCUCGUGGGCUUUGGAUUCAUCGAUAUUCUACUUACUGGGGUUGUCAAUUACGUGCUUGACCUGCAGGAGAAUAUGAUCCUUGCCGGCAUUAAGGCGGCGCCCCAACAGCAGGGUCAACAUCCGGAGCACAACCCCAGAUUUUCUGCCAGGAACUAUAUAGUGGACGUGGCCAAGGGCAGAAUGAGGAUUAGACUUAAGGUAGGCUUGGCUCUGGGGGUGGUCGUGCUGUGUAUUGGUAUGGGGACGCUAGUUUUGUACUUUGUGGAGCGUCUGGAUUGGGUGGAUUCCGUGUAUUUAUCAGUCAUGUCAGUGACGACGGUGGGAUAUGGAGACAGGGCAUUCAAGACUCUCCCGGGAAGAUUAUUUGCGUCCAUAUGGCUAUUAUUGUCCACGCUUGCCGUGGCCAGGGCAUUUCUAUAUCUGGCAGAAGCCAGGAUUGACAAGAGGCACCGCAAGAUCAGUAAUUGGGUGUUGCAUCGAGGUAUUACUGUGGAGGACUUGCUGGCUGCUGACAUAAACAACAAUGGCUUUAUUAGUAAAUCAGAAUAUGUGAUUUACAAGCUGAAAGAGAUGGGGAAGAUUAGGGAAAAAGAUAUCCUGCAGAUAUGCGAUCAGUUCAACAAGCUUGAUCGCAAUAACUCUGGGAAGAUUACGCUUCCUGAUCUGUUGGAGAACCAUUUAUAAUAGCAUUUGAAGUUUUCACUCUGUUUAUUCACUGAUGUAGGACAAUAGUGAUGAUACAAAUUAAGGGAAGGUUGGAGUGUACAGGUAGGUAGCUUUGGGGCAUUGAGUUUUUUGCAGUUUGUGUAUUAUUUGUGGAUUGUGUAGAAACUUUGUGAAGUGUGAAUGUGAGAUAGGUAGAGUGAUUGGGAAGUUGCUUGGCAUUGUAUAACAUAUAGAGCUGGUGAUUGGAUGAGAAGACGCAGCAUAACACAUUGGAAGUGAAAAUAAGAGAUGGUUGAAAGAUGAGAAUAAUAUGUUUGAUUACAUAUUUGGUGUGGCAAGCACAGUCAAUAUAUAUAUAUAUAUAUUUGUAUGGUUUAAAAGAGUAAGGUCAUUAUCUGAUGUGCUCAGCAGCAAAAGUCAUUGGUUGCUCUGAGUGGAUCAUGAUUUAAGUGUAAAUAUGCGGUUUCACUCACCUUGCAAAGCAUUUUAAAAAUUACUUUUACACUUGUA
Molecule: messenger RNA, 1924 nt
Organism: Sesamum indicum (sesame)
Lineage: Eukaryota; Viridiplantae; Streptophyta; Magnoliopsida; Lamiales; Pedaliaceae
Gene: KCO5
Product: Ca2+ activated outward rectifying K+ channel 5
Biological process (GO): potassium ion transmembrane transport; stabilization of membrane potential
Cellular component (GO): plasma membrane; plant-type vacuole membrane
Molecular function (GO): calcium ion binding; potassium ion leak channel activity; outward rectifier potassium channel activity
Source: RefSeq, a predicted model, not a curated record